UUCUUUUAUUGCAGAAGCUUCAAGCAGCAAAUUACAUUAGAAAUGAGGAUCUACUUGUCUGUGUACAUUGUGGUAAUUCUAUCUGCCUCAGUUUGGGGACAGGUCAAGAAUGGGCAUCUCAUCGAUAAACAGGAUCCGGACACAAUGUUGUUAGGUAAUCGGAACGACGAACAUCAUUUAUAUGUUGAUAAACGAGAUCCAGACCCCAUGUUUAUAGAUAAAAGGGAUCCAGAUCCUUUUUUUGUAGGAAAACGGGACCCAGAUCCAUUUUUUGUGGGAAAACGGGACCUAGAUCCAUUUUUUGUGGGGAAAAGGGAUCAAGAUCCUUUUUUUGUAGGAAAACGGGGUCGGGACCACCUUUUUGUUGGUAGACGGGUUCCAGAUCCAUUCUUUGUAGGUAAAAAGGAUCCAGACACUUCAUUUGUCGGUAAACGGGAUCCAGACCCCAUCUUCGUUGGUAAAAGGGAUCCAAACACUUUAUAUAUAAGGAAGAGAAAUCCUGACCCUUUUUCUGUAGGUAAAAGAGACCCAGACCCUUUCUUUGUUGGUAAACGAGACCCAGAUCCGUUUUUUGUAGGUAAACGACAUUCAGAACCCUUUUUUCUAGGCAAACGAGAUUCAGACCCCCUUUUUGUAGGUAAACGAGAUCCAGACCCCUUUUUUGUUGGUAAACGAGAUUCAGAUCCCUUUUUUGUUGGUAAACGAAAUCCAGAUCCCAUGUUUGUAGGUAAAAGGGACGAAGAUCCCAUGUUUGUAGGCAAAAGGAGUGAAUACCCUCUCUCCGUUGAGAAUUCACUCCAUCGGUUAUUUGUAAACAAACGACGUACGGAGGAAAAUCCCUUGUUAGCAAGUAUACAAGUUCCAUUAUUUAGAAGAAAACAGAAUUAUCAUGACCAAAAGCUAGAAACUCCUUUAUUUGUAGGCAAACGAGAUGAUGAUCCUCUUUUUGUAGGCAAACGAGAUGAUGACCCCUUAUUUGUAGGAAAAAGAGGUUAUAUUAAUCAGUUACCUACACAUGAUUAUCUUGACCAGGACAUAUCAAACAAGCCAGGCGAUCCCAUAUACGAUGAUAAUGUAAUAUAUACAGGCAAACCAUUCCAUGGUGAGCCCUUAUUUGGAGGAAAACAAUAUCCGGAUCACACGUUUUUAAACAAACCAGAUGAUCCCAUUAUUAUAAGCAAACGAGUUCAUUAUGAUUCUGUAUCGGCAGGCAAACGACAAAACGAUCAUCCCUUAUUUCCCAGAAAGCGAAAUUCAAGAUCUGUAUACACUAAUAUACAUGAACCGGAUCUAAUAUUUCGUUCUUUACGAAAUAACGAUACGUUUUUAACGGGAAAACAAAAGCCGGCGUCAUUUCCCUCAGCUUUCGUUGCACCAUUUUCCAGGGAGACUGUAUUUGGUCGUAAAAGAGAGCAGGAUCCAAUGUUUGUCGGUAAACGUGAGGAAAAUCCCAUGUUUGUUGGAAAACGAGAGGAUGAUCCUGUGUUUGUCGGUAAACGAGAAGAUCCUAUGUUUGUCGGGAAACGGGGGAAAGAACCUAUGUUUGUUGGUAAACGUGAUGAAGAUCCAAUGUUUGUUGGUAAAAGAGAGAAAGAGCCUAUGAUUGUUGGUAAACGUGAAGAUCCAAUGUUUAUCGGUAAACGGGGGAAAGAGCCUAUGUUUGUCGGUAAAAGAAAUCCUAGGUUUGUAGGUAAACGAGACGAUCCAAUGUUUGUGGGUAAACGAGAGAAGAACCCUAUGUUUGUCAGGAAACGAGAAGAUCCUAUGUUUAUCGGUAGACGAGAGGAGGAUCCAGUGUUUGUCGGUAAACGAGAGGAAGAUCCUGUAUUCGUUGGCAAACGAGGGGUGGAUCCUAUGUUCGUGGGUAAACGAGGGGAAGAUCCCAUGUUUGUCGGUAAAAGAGAAAGUCAUAUGUUUGUUGGUAAACGAGAGAAAGAGCCUAUGUUUGUUGGUAAACGAGAAGAUCCGAUGUUUGUCGGUAAAAGAAGAGAUCCCAUGUUUGUUGGUAAGAGAGAAGAUCCGAUGUUUGUCGGUAAAAGAGAAGAUCCUAUGUUUGUUGGUAAAAGAGAAGAUCCUAUGUUUGUCGGUAAAAGAGAAGAUCCUAUGUUCAUCGGUAAAAGAGAAGACCCCAUGUUUGUCGGUAAAAGAGAAGAGCCUAUGUUUGUUGGUAAAAGAGAAGAUCCCAUGUUUAUAGGUAAAAGAGAAGAUCCUAUGUUUGUAGGUAAAAGAGAGGAACCUAUGUUCAUCGGUAAAAGAGAAGACCCCAUGUUUGUCGGUAAAAGAGAAGAUCCUAUGUUCAUCGGUAAAAAAGAAGAUCCCAUGUUUGUCGGUAAAAGAGAGGAUCCCAUGUUUGUGGGUAAAAGAGAAGAUCCCAUGUUCAUCGGUAAAAAAGAAGAUCCUAUGUUCGUUGGUAAAAGAGAAGAUCCCAUGUUUGUUGGUAAAAGAGAAGAUCCCAUGUUUGUUGGUAAAAGAGAAGAUCCUAUGUUUAUCGGUAAAAAAGAAGAUCCUAUGUUCGUUGGUAAAAGAGAAGAUCCCAUGUUUGUCGGUAAAAAAGAAGAUCCUAUGUUCGUUGGUAAAAGAGAUCCUAUGUUUGUCGGUAAAAGAGAAGAUCCUAUGUUCGUUGGUAAAAGAGAAGAUCCCAUGUUUGUCGGUAAAAGAGAAGAUCCCAUGUUUGUCGGUAAAAGAGAAGAUCCCAUGUUUGUCGGUAAAAGAGAAGAUCCAAUGUUUAUAGGUAAAAGAGAAGAUCCUAUGUUUGUUGGUAAAAGAGAAGAUCCCAUGUUCAUCGGUAAAAGAGAAGAGCCUAUGUUUGUCGGUAAAAGAGAAGAUCCUAUGUUCAUCGGUAAAAGACAAGAACCUAUGUUUGUCGGUAAAAGAGAAGAUCCCAUGUUUGUUGGUAAAAGAGAAGAGCCUAUGUUUGUUGGUAAAAGAGAAGAUCCCAUGUUUGUUGGUAAAAGAGAAGAUCCCAUGUUUGUCGGUAAAAGAGAAGAUCCUAUGUUUGUAGGUAAAAGAGAGGAUCCUAUGUUCAUCGGUAAAAGAGAAGACCCCAUGUUUGUCGGUAAAAGAGAAGAUCCCAUGUUCAUCGGUAAAAGAGAAGAGCCUAUGUUUGUCGGUAAAAGAGAAGAUCCCAUGUUUGUUGGUAAAAGAGAAGAUCCCAUGUUCAUCGGUAAAAGAGAAGAUCCCAUGUUUGUCGGUAAAAGAGAAGAUCCCAUGUUUAUAGGUAAAAGAGAAGAGCCUAUGUUUGUCGGUAAAAGAGAAAAUCCUAUGUUUGUUGGUAAAAGAGAUGAUCCCUUGUUUGACGGUAAAAGAGAAGAUCCUAUGUUUGUGGGUAAAAGAGAAAACCCUAUGUUUGUUGGUAAACGAGAGAAAAAUCCUUUGUUCGUUGGCAAACGUGAGCACAUCACAGAAUUACUCAGUAAAGGAGGGUUUAGUGGGACCCAUUCUGGAAAUAGACCUUACCAAUAUGUUAUAGGUAAGUCAAAGUACAAUCCUGGUCUUGUAAGAAAACGAAAAUUGCGCCUUAUGAAUUUAGUUACACACAACAAAAAUUCUCUAAAAGUCGAUCAUCAAGUAUCUAAGGACAAACGGGAGUUAGAAUCUGUAACUAGAAAUAAACCUAUUUUUAGAAGAAAUGAAGAAUCUUCUGCAGAUAAAAUUUCGCGUUCGCGGUCAAAUUUUUUACUUGGGAUUAAGCGAUAUCCAGGGCCUUCUUUUGUAAGUAAAACAAUUAAAUAUCCCCAGAGUCGAUAUACCUUGUUAUCAGAUAAACGAGAUGAGGAUCCCUUAUUUGUUGGUAAACGAAUUGUAGGUAGAAAUUACUUAACUGCUAAUCGUAAGUUUGCUGCUAAAAGGCGCCAAAAGUUUAAACGUACGGCAGCAAAACCUUCUAAUACGAUUUCUCUACAUAAACGGAACUUCAGCCAUACAAUGUUAGUAAAACGGUAUUUAGGAAUUCAAGAUCCAUCGUCCCCAGUCAUAGAGUUACCAAAUGCCCAUAAUCCCUCAAAUUCAGUUAAGCCCUCUAAGAAAUUAUCUAAAAAAAAUCUUCAUAUGCCGUUAAAUGUUUUAUAUACUUUACCGAUGAAAAGUGAUAGCAUUAAUAAUUUUAAAGACACAAAUAGAACUGAUUAUGGAGAACAGAAUUCACUAGGGUUGAGUAAAACCGAUCUCACAUCCAAAGUGAUAUCGCGAAGAUCUUCGUCACAACCCUCUUCACAUAAGUUCAAAGAAGGAAAAAUUAACGCUGUACGUGUUAAUAAAGGAAAAAUCGAGAACCCGUACGAAAAACAUGCUGACACAUUGUCACAUUCUGGUGAUGCCAUUGAGAAUUCUCAAAGAUUAAUGAGUUCAACAGCGAAAGAAGACAAUCAUGGUGAUAAAACUGAUCUGAGAGACGUUGAAAUUCCAGUGCGAUGAAAACAGCUUCAUCAAAAUGAAUUUCACAAUGAAUAGCCCUGGUCGAUCCAAUGCAGGUUAAAAUAACACACAUACACACACAGAAGAAAGCAAGCAAGAGACAUUAUUUGUGUCGAAGAGGAACAUCCAAGCACUGAAUUCAUUUCUUCGUGAUGAUCUUCAACCAUUUUAACUACAUUUUCUACGAAGCGAAUCGUGGAAAAUUUAACCUACACCGUUUACUGUUCAUUUUAGAGAACUCUCCAUUUUACCUAUCGAUCUAUCAAAUCAGACUUUUAUUCUUAUUAACUUAGACACUGAGACUAGCAUACAGCAAUGACACGAACAGCUGCAACAUCAUAUACAAUAUAUAUAUAUUAUAUAUAUAUAUAUAUAUAUAUAUAUAUAUAUAAAGAACAGUGAUAUCUAAAGGGGAAGAAACUGCAAAGAACGAAGGGGAGGUAAUUUAUGGAAACGAAAUUUAAAGAAGAAAACAAAAAAACACCACACGGGAAUAAAAUCUUAUUCGCGCAACAAAAAAGGUGUUGCGCGAACGCAAAAA
This is a messenger RNA of Octopus sinensis (East Asian common octopus), 4954 nucleotides long. RefSeq names its product protein PRQFV-amide-like. NCBI's taxonomy places the organism in Eukaryota, Metazoa, Mollusca, Cephalopoda, Octopoda, Octopodidae. The record is from RefSeq and is a predicted model, not a curated record. The transcript is spliced from 11 exons. The coding region runs from base 43 to 4413 and encodes 1456 amino acids.